Molecule: messenger RNA, 3441 nt
Organism: Coffea eugenioides
Lineage: Eukaryota; Viridiplantae; Streptophyta; Magnoliopsida; Gentianales; Rubiaceae
Exons: 6
Coding region: 1-3336 (1111 amino acids)
Source: RefSeq, a predicted model, not a curated record
AUGAGAAUUAGAUCCACUAUUGCCUUUCACAUGGUAAACUUUGAUCAGAAGGCAGAAUUGAUUCUUUGCAGACUGCAUGCACUUGCUUUUUCUCAUAUGAUUCUUGCUAAGAAUCAGAAUGCAACUCAUCUGAUGAUGCAUAAUACAUUGGGAUUUGUUAGGCAAAGACAUAGCAUCAACCAAAUCAUGGCCGCAAAAUCAGACUUUGCUCAGAAGCUGCUCCACGAUCUUCGGCUGAGGAAAGAGAGAAUGGCUGCCGCUCAGAACUCGAGCAGCUCAAAUUUGACAUCCAGAGGUGCACAUGGAAGCCCAGGGCCAGCGUAUAAAGGCUCUCGACAAGUUAAAGCUUUAGAACCUGUUGGUCCUAGAUCUGGGGGCUUAAUCAGAAAAGGCAGUAGUGGCACUGGACAGCUUCGCAUUGGAGACUCUUCAAAUCAAAUUGUUCUCUAUGGAAAAGGCAGAAGUUCGGAGCAUAUAGGAGAUCUGUCAACAGCUCUAGCGUUUGCCUUUGGAAAUGGGGGGAAGUUCAACAAAAUAGAUGCUUCAGGCGGGAACCCAAUGCUAAAUUUUCUCCAGCGAAUUGGCAGGAGAUCUCUAGACACUGGAAGAAUGGACAUAGUGACUAAUAUUGAUAUGCAUACUUCAACCACUCAGUUUCCUUCUUUCUCUCAUAUCCAUAUUCAUGAAAUAUCAAAAGGGGUGCAAAAAUUAAACCAGAUUCUCAGAGCCUGUUCCAAUGGCCUCAAUUUUGAUAGAUACUCCGUUGAAGUUGGCAAGGAACUGCUCAGAGGUGCCAUGGAUUUGGAAGAGUCCCUCCGAAUGCUGGUAAACCUGCAGGAAGCUUCGGAUUACAUGAUCAAUUCUCAAAGGAAGAAUAAGAUCAAAUUGAUUGAGGAAGAUGAAGAUGACGAAACUGAGACAGCAAAAGAAAAUGACUUGAAGCAACUGGCUCGUCCAAGAUUCUCAUUUGAUAAGCCCAACAGGAAAUCACAAAGCACCAAGGAGGCACCACAGAAUGGUAUCAAGCAGCAAUUGAUGGCCUUGACAUAUCCGGAAGAAACUCCGAAACUGCAAGAAAAGCAACCUCGAAGUAGAUCCAAUUCAUUCUCUCAUGCAAGAUCUGCUACUUGUGUUCCAGACCUCAAAGCUCUUUCAACGUACUUGGAACCAAAUGGUCACUCGAUUUCACAUUCAAAACCUGAGAAAGGGAGAAUACCAAAUGUCAUCGCAAAACUUAUGGGUCUCGAAGAACUUGCUCCAAAAGAUGGGUCGAAAACCACACCAAAAGAAAUGAGAUCCAAGAAAAAGGAAAAGACAGUCUCAUUGAAAAGUCAAACUCCUGCGGACUCACAGGCUCAAGAAACAGGGAGUAACCCACCAACCACAGCUAAUAAAAACGCGCUAUCAUCAAACAAAUCAGCAACGAGGGAUGCCAGACUUAUGAUGGAAGCAGAAAACUUUCAGUCUAUCCCAAAUGGCAGCUCUCCAGUGGUUGUUUCUCACAAAAACUCCCGUUGGCAGGACUUCGAAGCGGCAGCUAGAAAAGAUGCAAGUCCAGGUUCAAAAAGAGCCACAGUGGCAAGUAAACAACAAAACAGAAUCAGCCAACAUGACGAAACGCUUGGAUACACAAAAGUUUUACAAGAAAAGGAGAAAGCAGAAGAUAACAAAGAGGACAAAGAAAAGAACAUCAGAAAGGCAGGCGAAAGGAAGGAUCUAUUCUUAAAUGAUGUCCCGCUGCAAAACGGACCAGACAGACACAGAUUGUCAGAAGGUGAAGAUGUAUCAGAAGAAAAUGUUGAGGUCAAAAGAAAUGCAAAUCAAACAGGAAAUAGAACUGCAAUUCAAACAAAAAAUAGCAAUGGCGGCAGUAUUCACACGAGCAAGCAACAGAAGCACCAAAAUAAUAUGCAACAGCCGCAGAUGCUUGAAAGACGUGAUCAUCCAGAAGGGAAAAAAAGGCAACAACCUCCAAAACAAAGAUUGCAGGCUAGAGAACCUAAAGGAAAUCAAGUGGAGUCAAUUGUUACAUUGAAGGCCAAGAACAGACCAAAAAGUUCACAAAAGAAGCAAUCAUCUGCAAAUUUAGCUACAGCUGCAGCUAACCAGAAAAAUGCAAUGAAACACAUUGAAGUAAAGCCGUCAAAAGAUCUGGCCAACAGCAGACACCAUGAGCAUCGUGCAAUACAUUCUGUCCAUUUCCCUCUGCCACAUGGAAAAGCUAAUUACACGAAAACGUUGACAGGUCAGACCCAUCAGAAGGAAGAUGCAGCAGUGAACAAAAUAAAUGGAACUUACGAUGACCAGGCAAGAUCAAACAAUCAUCAGUCCCCAAUUCCACAAGAGAAGAAACAGCAGAAGGAUGAGAAACUCAGCCACUCCAACGGAGUAAACCAGGAGACAAACAUUGAAUCUGAAGAAGCAAAUCUAGGCAUCAGAGGUCUUGAUAAACCAGAAGUUAGCACAGAACCAUUAAAGAGGAAGGAUUCCUUGGACAAUGAAUGUGAAGAACAGAACUUCUCCAAUUCGGGAGAAGAAGACUAUGCACGUCUGGAAGCUUCAAAAUCUCAAACCUGUGAUGACAAUAGUAAUGAGAUGACACCAGACAUACAAGAAAUUCCAGAAGACCAGCAACAUGGAGACAAAGCAACAAUGUCCUCCAAUGAUUUCCCACUGAAAUCUCAGAAAGCCUUACAUAUUCAACUUACAGGAAUGGAUGAAGUAAGUAGAGGAAUUAGUAAUGUGGUGCGUCGUGAUCACACGAGGAUCCCUCCAACAGGGGCAGCGGAGCUACUCACAGAAUUUGAAAAGCAUCUCAAGGAAAAGUUGAUAAAAGGUCAACUAUUUCUAAACACAGCAGAGGCAAUUUUCAAACUCAACAUACCUGUCAGCAUACUUCAUGGCCAUGAUCACAUUGGUCGAGAUACAGAAACUAAACUCAUAUUAGACUGUGGAUAUGAGUUGCUAAAGAAAAAGGGACAAAGACAAGAAUUUUCAGUUUAUCCAUGCAAAGGAAUGUCCAUCAGUUAUAUCAAAGUAAGGUCAUUGGAUAAUUUGGUCAAGCAACUGAGCAAGGACUUUGACGUGUUAAAAUUUUAUGGAGGGACGAUUGGGAGCCAAGACUGUGAUGCGGCAGAUUACUUGCAUAAGAUGUUGGAGAAGGAUUUCCGAAAUGGGCAUGCAGAUGUGAGCAGCAUGUGGGAUUUUGGCUGGAAUGAGAAGACAUUUGCCUUCCUUGAAAAGGAUGAUCUUGUUAAGGAUUUAGAGAAGCAUAUACUAAAUGGACUUCUAGAUGAGAUCACACGUAAUCUAUUACACAUUGCUGUUUCGGCUUGAUUGUUUCAAAGCACACAUCUUGACAGUCUAAAGAUCGUAUUUUGUUUAUUAAUUUAAGAAAAAAAAACCUAUGUAAUAGUUUUGAAUUGAAUUUUGCAGUUUUGU